This is a messenger RNA of Acanthosepion pharaonis, 1239 nucleotides long. The record is from the annotation of a GenBank genome assembly. Lineage: Eukaryota; Metazoa; Mollusca; Cephalopoda; Sepiida; Sepiidae.
AUGUGUCUCUUUUCUCUUUCAUUUUUAAAAAAAUGUCGCCUUUCUCUUUUAUUUUUUAAAAUUGCCUCCUUUCUUUUUUUUAAUUUUGCCUCCUGUCUCUCUUAUUUUCUGAUUUUGUUUCCUUUCCCUUUCAUUAAUUUUACAAUGUGUCUCCUUUCUCUUUCAUUUUUUAAAAUUGCCUCCUUUCUUUUUUUUAAUUUUGCCUCCUAUUUUUUCCCUUUCAUAUUAAUUUUUUUUUACAUUAUCUUUCAUUUUUUCAUUGUUUCCUUUCUCUUACCUUCUCUCAUUUUGUUUCCUUUCUCUUACCUUCUCUCAUUUUGUUUCCUUUCUCUUACCUUCUCUCAUUUUGUUUCCUUUCUCUUACCUUCUCUCAUUUUGUUUCCUUUCUCUUACCUUCUCUCAUUUUGUUUCCUUUCUCUUACCUUCUCUCAUUUGUUUCCUUUCUCUUUCUCUCAUUUUGUCUUUCUCUUACCUUCUCUUAUUUUGUUUCCUUUCUCUUACCUUCUCUCAUUUUGUUUCCUUUCUCUUACCUUCUCUCAUUUUGUUUCCUUUCUCUUAUUUUGUUUCCUUUCUCUUACCUUCUCUCUUUUUUUGUUUCUUUACCUUCUUACCUUUCUCUCAUUUUGUUUCCUUUCUCUUACCUUCUCUCAUUUUGUUUCCUUUCUCUUACCUUCUCUCAUUUUGUUUCCUUUCUCUUACCUUCUCUCAUUUUGUUUCCUUUCUCUUACCUUCUCUCAUUUUGUUUCCUUUCUUUACCUUUCUCUUACCUUUUUUGUUUCCUUUCUCCCACCUUCUCUCACCUUUCUCUCUCUCAUUUUGUUUCCUUUCUCUUACCUUCUCUCAUUUUUGUUUCCUUUCUCUUUACCUUCUCUCAUUUUGUUUCCUUUCUCUUUCAUUUUCUUAAUUUUGUCACCCUACAUUUCUAUUUGCUUCUGUUCUCUUUUCCUCAGAUUUUUCUUUAAUAUUCCUUCUUGUCUUUUUUAUAUUUCUCCUUCGCAUUUUUCUUUAUUUUUCUUUGUUUCUUUUUUUUUUCUUUCUCUAUUCUCCCUCUGCUUUGUAUUUUUAUUGCAUUCACAUCCUUUCUUCAUUCUUUUUCCUUCUUUUCCAUAUCCUUCUUCUCUCUUCUUCCAUAUCCUCCUUCUCUCUUCUUCCAUUCUCCACUUUCUAUUCUUUCUUUAUUUUAAUCAUUUUCUUUUGGGUUUUCUCUCUCUUUUUCAGUCUUUUGCUGAUUUACCCUAA